GUGGACAGGUGAUGGACCAAUGGGCGUUUAGUUACAGCACGGGUCACAAGUUUGAAUUUGAAAAUGUUUCGGGGAUAGUUUGGAUGCGCGUCUCAGUUUUAAUUCGUCCUGCAUUCACGAGUCCGCCAUGAAGGUAAAUAAGGUAAAGGCGGAGGCUCUUUCGAUAUGGAUCAACGGCAUGUUUCCAGACGAACCCUUAGGACAGUCCAUCCACAUAAAGGACAUGCUCAUGAGAAUCUGCUGCAAAUUACAGGAGAAAGAGGAAUGUGAACAGUUAAAGUCUUUACCCCUUGAUAACAAAGUUGAAAACGUCUUAAAUAUUUUGCACAAUGACUUUCACUUCAGCAGAACACAAAGUUCUCUCAUCUCACAGAAGAUAAAUCAAGGAGUUGAUGUGGAGCUUCAGCUCGCCAAGGUGGCGCUUCUGCUUUGUUACUGCAGUUUUAAAAAGAAGAACCUUGUACCUAUGAGCACAAGUACAGAGUCUGUGAUUGCUUCCAUGUUUCACUUUGUAAAAGACAACGCAGAUGGUUUGUCUUUAGACGAAGGCCUAGAUCAGUUUCUGACUCAGGAUUCUGUGAUGAACGUCUCGAGCUCCAGCUCUGACAGCGGAGCCAGUUCGUCAUUUUACAUCGAUGACGAGUCUCCACUCUUCAGUCGCUUUCAUCGUCCUCCCAGAGUUCAGUUUCAGGAGCUCUGCACUGUGGCCUCCAACUUGGAUGGCUCUCCGAUACAGGACAUUAUGAGCACUCCACAUUUCCAGCUGAAGAAGCUCCGUAAGGAAUUGGCAGAAGAGGGUGACAUCAGGGAUGAACUUGAAAAAGAGCUGGCCAGUCAGAGGAACAUUAUCUUAGAGAAAGAGGGUCUGAUCUCUCAGCUGCAUCACAGAGUAGACCGUCUGCUGCGGGAACAGGGACAGUUGGAGAAGGACCAUAAAGCUGCUCUGCUGGAGCUCCAGGAGAAAAACGAGAGUCUUCUUCAUAGAGUACAUGAGGUACUCAAGCAGUGUCAGGACCUAAAAACUGACAACUCUCAGAAAGAGAAAAAGAUUGACGAUCUUACAGAGGAGAAUGGGACUCUUGCUGCUCAGGCACGAAAUGUCUUUGCCCAGCUGGCAAGAGCCGAGGAGGAAGUUGCUAAGCUCAUGCUGGCCCACGAAUCGUCAGAAGCUGAGUGGACGAACAGAAGGGAGUAUCUGGAGAAAGAGCUGCAUGAGGCUGUCACACACAGGGAGUACCUAAGUGAGCAGGUUCAGAUCUUACAAGGAAAGAUUUCUGCUCUAGAGGAUGAACUCAAGAAAGUUCAAAAUCAGGAGAGAGGAGAGGUUCUUGGUCCCAUCAUGGAGUGGGAAAAGCUUAAACAGGACUUGGCGGAUCUAACUCUUAAACUUGCUCAACUUCAAGACACUAUUUCAUGCCUUCAGAAGGAAAAGGCAGAGGUUGAGGCAUUACUGGCUGAGGAGAGAGGCUCUUUUGAAAAGGAAACAAAAAGACUUCAGAUUGUGGUGUUUGAUUUGGAACAGUCCAUUAGCAGCAUCCGUAUGGAGAGAGAGACACUACAGCAGGCUUUCCAGGCCCAGAAGGAAAUGCUUACCGCACAGAUAGACGCUCUGGAAAGGGACGUUUCUCGGAUGCAACAGGUGGAAGUUCAGUUGACAGCGGAGAUCAAGAUCUCUGCGGACCUUCGCCAACAGAAAGGGGAGCUGGAAGAGAAGGUAGCCUCUUUAGACCAGAUGGUCAAUGCUCUACAUGCUGAGAUCCAGGGGUUGGAAACAGAGAGAGCAUCACAGCAGGAUUCUCUUAAUGCCCUCGUUAUAGACUUGCAAAGUGCCAAAGCAACCCUUGGGGAAUAUGAGGAGAAGUUAAAAGAUCAUCAGAAUUUGGUACAAGAGAAGGAUUCCUUGAAAAUGGAAGCAUGGACAAUGCGACAUGAAAUUGAUGAGCAUCUUAAGGCCAUUGGAGAUCUUCAAGGGCAAAUUAGUUUUCUAAGACAAGAGAAAACAGAGGAAGAGAACAAGGUUAGUCAAGCAGUGACCCAAAUUGAGAGCCUUCAAAGCCAAAUUUUGCAACUAUCAGAGCAAAUAUCUCUGAAGGAUGAAGAAAUCAGAAAUUUGAGUAAAGAGUAUGACUCUUUAGACCACGAGCUAAAGCUUGUGAAGGAACAAAAUGUUGAAAUAAAUGAAAUGAUUAAAACAAUUCGUAAAGACCAUGAGGAUACUAUUAAGAAACUUCAGCAAGAGCUGUGUUGUGCUUCUUUAACUGCAUCAAAGAAACAGGAGGAAAUUAUGGUUCUGUCAGCUGAAGUUACAUGUUUGAACGAGAAGAUCUGUCACUACAAUGAAAACGAAAAUCAGAAACAACAGGAGUUUUCUGUUUUAGAGGCAGAACACAAAGUGUUGAUGGAAAAUGCGACUUCUCUUCAGAACCAGUUGGCUGAGGUUAAAAUUAUGAGUGCCCAGAAGGAAACUGAGCUCCUUUUGCUUCAACAGGAACUUUGCCAUCAAGAAACCAUGAGAAAAGAGGCGCAGGAGCUUGAGACUGUCAGGUCUGAGAAGUUUGAGAAGACUGUGAGUGAACUUCAGGCCAAAAUCUUAGAGGUCUCCUCUGUUGCCUCAGAGAAGGAUGCUUGUGUGACUUCUCUUCAGGAAGAGAUAAAGGAUCUGCAGCUGAGAGCCAAGCAGUCUGAAGAUGGUCUUCGCACGGAGCUGGAAGAAAAGAUUGACACCCUUCAAAGAAAACUAGAUGCUGCCAAGUGUGUUACUGCAGAUAAAGAACAUCUGCUGGAGUGCUUGGAACAGAAGCUCAGGGAGAUGGAACUGCUUUGCCAGCAAAAGGAGAAGGAUGUCAUUGAGACCCAUCAGGCAAAGGAGGACUUGGAGAAGAGAAUUGUUGAGCUUUAUGUUGAGAAAGAUCAACUGAUUGAGUGUCAGCAGAAGUUAGACCUAUUGAGGAAGGAAAGGGACCACUUUUCUGCUGAAGUGACAUCUCUCAAAGGGGAUAUAUGCCGUUCCCUAGAAAAUGAACGACAGAAACAACAGGAAAUUUCUGUGCUGGAGGCUAACCACAAUGCUUUAAAGGAAAACUUGGCUGCUCUUCAGAGCCAGUUGGUGGAGGUCACAGCUACUGCUUCUCAGAAAGAUUCUGAGCUCCUCUUGCUUCAACAGGAACUUGCCCAACAAGAGACCCUGAGAAAAAGCGCUCAGGAGCUUGAGACAGUCAAGUGUGAAGAAUUUGAGAGAAAGGUGAGUGAGCUUCAAACCAAGAUUCAAGAGGUUUCCGCUCUGUCCUGUGAGAAAGAAGCUCAGGUAAUUUCACUUCAAAAUGAGAUAAAGGAUCAGCAGUUGAGAGCAAAACAAACUGAAGAUGAUCUCAACAAAAAGCUGGAAGAGAAGGUUGGCUCCCUUCAAGGAGAUCUAGAUGCUGCCAAUUCUGUUGUUGCAGAUAAAGAACGACUGCUGGAGUCCUUGGAACAGAAGCUGAGGGAGAUGGAACAGCUUUGCCAACAAAAGGAGAAAGAUGUUCUUGAGACCCAUCAGGCAAAGGUGGCCCUGGAGAAGAGGAUUGUUGAGCUUUAUGUUGAGAAAGAUCAACUGACUGAGUGCCAGCAGAAUUUAGACCUAAUAAGGAAGGAAAGGGACAACUUUUCAGCUGAAGUGACAUCUCUCAAGGAGGAAAUAUGCCAUUCCCUACAAAAUGAACGACAGAAACAACAGGAAGUUUCUGAGCUGGAGGCUAACCACAAUGCUUUGAAGGAAAACUUGGCUGCUCUUCAGAGCCAGUUGGUGGAGGUGGCAGCUACUGCUUCUCGGAAGGAAUCUGAGCUCCUCUUGCUUCAGCAGGAGCUUACCCAACAAGAGACCCUGAGAAAAAAGGCUCAGGAGCUUGAGGCAGUCAAGUGUGAAGAGUUUGAAAGAAAGAUGAGUGAGCUUCAAACGAAGAUUAAAGAGGUUUCUGCUCUGGCCUGUGAGAGAGAAGCUCAGGUAAUUUCACUUCAAAAUGAGAUAAAGGAUCAGCAGUUGAAAGCAAAAGAAAUUGAAGAUGAUCUCAACAAAAAGCUGGAAGAGAAGGUUGGCUCCCUACAAGGAGAUUUAGAUGUUGCAAAUUCUGUUGCCGCAGAUAAAGAACAACUGCUGGAGUCCUUGGAAAAGAAGCUGAGGGAGGUGGAACUGCUUUGCCAGCAAAAGGAGAAAACUGUCAUUGAGGUGCAUCAGACCAAAGAGGCCCUGGAGAAGAGGAUUGUUGAGCAUUAUGUUGAGAAACAACAGCUAAAUGAGUGUCAGCAGAAUUUAGACAUCUUGAAAAAGGAACGAGAUCAAAUGUCAACUGAAAUAACAUCUCUUAAAGAGGAAAUCAACAGUUACCAGGAGAAUGAAAUGCAGAAACAACAUGAGAGGUCUCUUAUGGAAGUUGAAUGCAACACAUUAAAGGAGAACCUGGCUGCCGUUAAGGUGCAGUUGGUGGAGGUGACGUCUACAUGCUCACAAAAAGAAUCAGAGUUUCUCUUGCUGAAAAAUGAGCUUCACCAACAAGAGAUCCUUAGAAAAACAGCUCAGGAACUUGAGACAGCUAAGUGUGAAGAGCUUGAGAGAAAGGUGAGUGACCUUCAGGCUAAAAUCCUUGAAGUGUCUACUCUUGCUUCUGAGAGGGAAGCCUGUGUGACUUCUCUUCAAGAAAAGAUGACUGAUCAUCAGUUGAGGGCCAAACAGUCUGAAGAUGAUCUCCGCAGGGAGCUGGAGGAGAAAAUUGGAACCUUACAGGUGCAGCUGGAAACUGCCGGUCAUCAUGCUGCAGAAAAAGAUCGUCUCCAGCAGUCUUUGGAUGAGAAGGUGAGGGAGAUGGAGCAGUUGUGUCAACAAAAUGAGAAAGAUAUCUUUGAGACACAUCAGGCAAAGGAGGACCUGGAGAGGAGAAUUGUUGAGCUUCUUGAUGAGAAACAACAUUUGAAUGAGUGCCAACAAAAUUUGGAAACAAUGAGGAAAGAAAGAGACCACCUGUCAGCUGAAGUAACAUCACUCAAAGAGAAAAUCUGCCAUUACCAAGAGAAUCAGGUGAAAAAACAACAGGAAAUGUCUGUUUUAGAGGUUGAACACAACACAUUAAAGAAGAACUUGGAUGCUCUUAACAACCGAUUGGUGGAGGUGACAACUAUAGCUUCACAAAAGGAAUCUGAGCUUGCCUUGCUUCAAAAUGAGCUUUCCCAACAAGAGGUCCUUAAAGAAAAUGCUCAAGAGCUUGAGAACAAUGUGAGGGAACUUCAAGCUAAAAUACUAGAGGUUUCCACUCUUGCCUCUGAGAGGGAAGCUCAAAUAAGUUCACUUCAAGAUGAAGUGAAAAAUCAACAAUUAAGUGCCAAACAGUCUGAAGAUGAUCUCCGCAAAGAGCUGGAGGAAAAGAUUGGAAUUUUACAGGGACAAUUUGAAACUGCCAGUUGUGAUGCUGCAGAAAAGGAUAGUAUCCUGAAGUCUGUGGGCCAGAAGCUGAAAGAGAUGGAAGUGCUGUAUCAGCAAAAGGAGAAAGAUGUUCUUGAGUCACAUAAAGCAAAGGUGGACCUAGAGAAGAGGAUUGUUGAACUUCUUGAUGAGAAGCAACAACUGAAUGAGUGCCAGCAGAAUUUGGAUACAAUGAAGAAGGAAAGAGACCACCUGUCCUCACUUAGCCAGUCUCUACAGAGAGAAUGUGAUGCAUCCCAGAGAAUUCGAGCUGAGCUGGAGUUAAAGGUAGAGGAGCAAAGUGGCUCCAUCCUUGCUCUUAAAAAGGCUGCUCGACAGUGGGAGGAGCAGAAUCAGGAACUUUUGGAGCAACUGAAGAUAAAGUCAGAAGCAGUAGAACACUACAAAGCACAGGUGGAGAAAGCAAUAACUCACUAUAAUGGUAAAAAACAGCUGUUGGUGGAGGCUCAGGAGAUGAACAAGAAUCUUGAGGACUCGCUGGAGGCCAGCAAGAGGGAGGUCAAAGCUCUUGAGACAGAGAUGACAUUGGCCCGCAUGGAACUAGACCAGGCAAAGACUAAAGAGAAGAACCUUGUAACCAAAGUUAAUAGCUUGGAGGCUCAGGUGGACUUUGCUAACAGGCAGCUGAGAGAGCAUAAAAAGUUUGAAGUUGAUAUUGAAAAGGUGAGACACAGGGACAAUCUGUACAUGAGAGGCGCAGAAACACGGCAGGACACCAGCACAGAUAGCUUGGAGCUGAACGAUUCACUCAAUCCUGACAGUCAUUCGGCAAUGCCCGGUGAGUCCAGCACUCCGUUGGUACGUAGCUCUGAGCGUUUGGCUGCUAAACGUCGUGCCCUGGGCUCAGAAUCCCUUGAGACUCUCUAUUUCACACCUAUUGGUCACCAAGGCAACAAGCGAAAAGGUGAUCGAAAUGAUGCCAUUGAACGCAAACUGGAGACAAGUAUCACUUCUUUUGGCGAUCUUGUGGUCGACUCCACUAAGAAACUCACGGCCUCAGCCCGCAGGCGACGCACUACACAGGUUAUCAACAUCACCAUGGCCAAGAAGGCACUAGAAAGUGUUGAUGGGGAGGAGUCAUUUUCUAGUCUGCAUUCUGCCCGAUCUCAACCCAACCUGGCAACACAACACUCACGACCUUUCUCCUUGGACCUCUCCGAGGAAGGUGCUUUAUCAAAAACCGACAAACUUCAAAGUCUUCCUGGAUAUCGCAGAAGUGCUGUGCACAACGUUGUCCCAGCACGAGCCACCAGUACAUUCUGUAUCGGGGCAGAGAAUGAACCAGAGCACGCUGCCGAUGACUGGAUGCGCAUCGCUGAACUUCAGGCACGAAACAAAUCCUGCCUGCCUCACCUGAAGAGCAGCUACCCGCUGGAGUCCAGGCCCAGUCUGGGACUUCCCUCGUUCACCAUAACAGAUGAUGACAUGCGGAUGGGUGAUCCAGAUGAGACGAUUCGGCGUGCGUCCAUGAUACCGGGUCAGAUUCUGGAUUCCCUCAACUCUCGACGCUACUCUCUGGCACCUGGAACAAGCUCAAACCAGGCUCAUGCACAAUCGCAGCCCCAACGCUCCACCAUGUUACCCGGUCAGAUCCGAUCCAGCACUGCUGCUCAUCGGGCUGCACAGGACACAAAAACAACCGCACCCACACGAGCAUCAGCGAAUACGCGCAGCCCAUUGGCUCCCAAACGCCCUGGAUCCCAAUUGCAAGGCCCUGAUACACCUGAGACAAAGAAGUUGGCAAGCUGCUUCCCACGACCAAUGACGCCCAAAGGCAGGCAUGCCAACAGUCAAAACAGACCUCCAAACUCUCCCGUUGACCGAAGACAAUCUCUCAUGUUUACUGUGGUGAAUACUCCAAAGACCAACAGUCGCGGUGACAGCAGACUGCAGAGAGGCCUUAACAAGCUGCGCAACAGUGCCCGAAAAUCUCCAGCCGUGGCCAGUCGAGCACUGCGAUCUGCAGUUAACGGCAGAUCUCCUAUAGACUCAACGCGGGGAAAAUCACCCCGAAACAAGUCUCCCAAAUCUUCUAAUGCCAAAAAGGCAUUACAGUGACCCUCUGUUCUGACAGAUUUAUACUGAGUGUAUUAAAUUCAGGAUGAAAGUUUAAAUCGAAGAUUCCACCCAAAGUCUGCCUUCAUUCAUCUGGGUUUUAAAGACAACUAUUCACUUUCCUUUUGUGAUUUGUUUCUGUUCUUUACACAUCAUCUUUUGUUUUAAUUGUUUUAUUGUCCUGUCUGUUUCAUUUAAUAGGUUGUAUAUGUAUUAUAUUUAAAUUUAUUUCUUUUUUUCUUUUGAGAAUAAAGUUCUUUAUGCCACAUGUGCUGAUGAGAUUUUCACCCUUUGCUACAUAUUGUAUAGCAUUAACAAAAUCAUGUGCAUUUAUUUUGAUAUUUAAGUUAACAUUUAUUUGUAUAUAUAUAUUUUUUACUUUAGCUUCCCAUCCUGGUUUAAUGUGCAGCGAUAACUACAGGUUAG
Messenger RNA from Misgurnus anguillicaudatus (oriental weatherfish), 7930 nucleotides. RefSeq names its product nuclear mitotic apparatus protein 1 (gene numa1). Gene Ontology annotation, biological process: establishment of mitotic spindle orientation. Lineage: Eukaryota; Metazoa; Chordata; Actinopteri; Cypriniformes; Cobitidae. The record is from RefSeq and is a predicted model, not a curated record. Gene Ontology annotation, cellular component: centrosome; spindle pole; spindle microtubule. Gene Ontology annotation, molecular function: microtubule binding.